Molecule: messenger RNA, 1800 nt
Organism: Vicugna pacos (alpaca)
Lineage: Eukaryota; Metazoa; Chordata; Mammalia; Artiodactyla; Camelidae
Product: pyruvate dehydrogenase phosphatase regulatory subunit, mitochondrial
Cellular component (GO): cytoplasm; mitochondrial matrix; mitochondrion
Source: RefSeq, a predicted model, not a curated record
UCACGCGCCGGCGUCCCCUUGCUAGGGACCGUAAAGCGCGGAAGGUCGCGGGCUCAGUUUUCCCCGGAACUUUUUUCCUCCCGCCGCCUCGUUCCCUCCCCAUUCCUUGUGCCCCCUUUCCGGCCUCCGCGAUCCCCCGCGACUGCUGUGGCGGCUGCUGCUAUGCGUCAGCCCGGGUGUUGCUGAGCGCGGAGCCCGUGGGGGCACGUGAGGUGCCCACGCUGAAUGCUAGGAAAACCCUGAUGCAGUUGUAAUCAUUCCCUGCUCUCAGAGAACUCCCUCAUAACAUUGGAAUUCUGGGGAUCUCCUUCUUAGCUGAGUGAGAGCACAUCUCCCAGUUGCUGGCAGACGUGAUGUUUCACCGGUUGCUAUCAGUGGUCCGAAGACAAAGAAACGGCCGAGGAUGGCAGAAGUGGUCCUCAGUCAGAAGCGGUGCAUUCGUCGCCGAAGCGCAUUCCGUUGCCCUGCCUGCCGAGGCACACGUGGUCAUCUGUGGGGGUGGAAUCAUGGGCACAUCUGUGGCCUAUCAUCUCUCUAAGAUGGGAUGGAAGGAUAUUGUCCUUUUGGAGCAGGGCAGGCUGGCUGCUGGCUCUACGAGGUUCUGUGCUGGCAUCCUAAGCACCGCCAGACACUUGACCAUUGAGCAGAAGAUGGCAGACUAUUCAAACAAACUCUACCAUCAAUUAGAGCAAGAAACAGGGAUCCAAACAGGUUACAUAAGGACGGGCUCGAUCUUCCUGGCACAAACUCAGGACCGGCUGAUCUCCCUGAAGCGUGUUAACUCAAGGCUGAAUGUCAUAGGCAUCCCUUCCGAGAUCAUCUCCCCCAGGAAAGUGGCCGAACUUCACCCUCUCCUCAAUGUGCACGACCUGGUGGGGGCCAUGCAUGUUCCCGAGGAUGCGGUGGUGUCCUCCGCUGAUGUGGCCCUUGCCCUGGCAAGUGCUGCCUCCCAAAAUGGUGUUCAGAUCUAUGACCGGACGAGUAUUCUUCAUGUUAUGGUCAGAAAAGGUCAAGUCACUGGUGUGGAGACAGAUAAAGGACAGAUCCAGUGCCAGUAUUUUGUCAACUGCGCUGGUCAGUGGGCAUACGAGCUGGGUCUGUCCAACGAGGAGCCGGUCAGUAUCCCGUUACAUGCCUGCGAGCACUUCUACCUUCUGACUCGCCCCCUGGAGACCCCCCUGCAGAGCAACGCACCAACUAUUGUGGACGCUGACGGAAGAAUUUAUAUUCGGAACUGGCAGGGUGGCAUCUUGUCUGGGGGCUUUGAGAAGAACCCGAAACCAAUUUUCACUGAGGGCAAGAACCAGCUGGAGAUUCAGAAUCUACAGGAAGACUGGGAUCACUUUGAGCCCCUGCUGAGUUCCCUCCUGCGUCGGAUGCCAGAACUGGAGGCUCUGGAGAUCGUGAAGUUGGUGAACUGCCCUGAGACCUUCACCCCGGACAUGAGGUGCCUCAUGGGAGAGUCUCCUUCAGUGCAGGGCUACUUUGUCCUGGCGGGAAUGAACUCUGCUGGCCUUUCGUUUGGCGGGGGAGCCGGAAACUGUGCUUCUCCUGAGUCCGUGUGCCUGUAAAUGACCUGUGCAAGAUGAAAACUCGUUACUUGAGAGAAACUUUACAUCAUGUUGACAGUGCUGCUUAUAAGUUUGUGAGUAAUGUGGCAGUGUUGGGAUGGGAUGUGCAGAAAGAAAAUCGAAACGGUAGUUUAUUCUUCAGUAUUAAAGCACUGUAGACGAGACCUCUAUCUUAGAUACUAAAGACAUCCUUGCUGGCUACUCUGGCCCAGAAGCAACGACGAGGUAU